Molecule: messenger RNA, 1202 nt
Organism: Vigna unguiculata (cowpea)
Lineage: Eukaryota; Viridiplantae; Streptophyta; Magnoliopsida; Fabales; Fabaceae
Product: large ribosomal subunit protein uL10-like
Biological process (GO): cytoplasmic translation; ribosomal large subunit assembly
Cellular component (GO): cytosolic large ribosomal subunit
Molecular function (GO): structural constituent of ribosome; large ribosomal subunit rRNA binding
Source: RefSeq, a predicted model, not a curated record
AGUUUGAUGAUUCCAUUAUUAUCUGAGCGCUUAAAGAGCAGAGGAAGAGUUGUAAUAAACGACGAGAAGGAACCCUAAUUCGCGAGUAGAGGAGGAGGAGAAGAACCCUAAUCACAGUGAGUUUUUGUUUAUUUUUCGCACACCAAAACGCAAUUGAUGGCGUCGUCUUCUACUAAAAAAAUUACCCCUCUCAAUUCGACAACUCCAUUGCAAGCUGAUGAGUUUGGCCGAGCUUAUUGAGUUCAUGACGAGCCCACGAUUUUGCUUAAAAAACGAGUUUGUUUACGAUUUAACUUGGACUACGAUUAAGCUCCUAUAGUGAUCAACAACAAUGGCGGGGAAAUUGGCAAAGGCAGCUUAUGAUGCAAAGAUGUUGAAGCUUCUGAGAGAGUACAGUCAGGUGCUAGUGGUUUCAUCUGACAAUGUGGGUUCAAACCAGCUUCAGGGCAUACGGAGGGGACUCCAUGCUGAUUCGGUUGUGGUGAUGGGAAAGAACUCUUUGAUGAAACGCUCUAUCAUCUUGGAUGCUCAGAAGACUGGCAACAAGGCCUUCCUUAAUCUUGUUCCCCUUCUUGUGGGAAAUGUGGCAUUAAUUUUCACCAAAGGUGACAUAAGAGAGGUCAGCGAACAGAUUGCCAAGUACAAGGUUGUUCAACCCAUUCUAAUGUGCCCCAAGUAUAUGUCACAUGACACAUACCAGAAUUGUUCCUAUAUGCAAUCUGGACAGUUACCUUUGGGCCUCACAUGUUGUAAUCAGCAGCAGUCUUCGCAGGUUUCUGAGCCUUUUCUUGUGUGCUCAAAAUUCCAGCCACACCAACAUUGUUUCAUGAUGAGAUCAAGGCAGUUCCUGAUGACAAGUAUAUGGUCUCCUCUUCUCCUUUUGGCUGGCAACUUGUGACAUCGACGAAGUAUUUUGAUUUGGAUCACAUGGUUUGUAUUACUCCUUUCUUUGCGCGCUGUUGGCUUUCAAACUCUAUUUAGUUGUAUUCUCCCGUUUCAGGGGAUGAUGGAAAAUGAAAUGAUUUUGACCAGGGUUUCAAUUUGAUAACUGAGAUUUCUAGUACGUAGAUUCUUAGUUCGCCCAGGAAUUUUAUCUUCUUUUUGAAUAAGAUAUGACAGCAUAUUUGUUAUCUUCAUGAUAAUUAAUUUAUCUCCUGAGUACAGCUCCUUGUGACGGUCUAUAAGCGUCACUAUUUUCACAA